This is a messenger RNA of Paramecium sonneborni, 528 nucleotides long. Lineage: Eukaryota; Ciliophora; Oligohymenophorea; Peniculida; Parameciidae. The record is from the annotation of a GenBank genome assembly.
AUGUUUUUGUUGAAUUAUUGGGUUGGUUUUUUUAGCUAUCUGUCGAAUUAUUGGGAUUGGUUGUGGAAUUAGCUUAAAUUGUAGAAUUAUUUUAAGUUUCUGUAGAUUGAGUUGAAUUAGAAGAGUUAUUUGUAGAAUUAUCAGGGUUAUUUAUAGAAUUACUAGAAUUAUUUGUAGAAUUACUAGAGUUGUUAGUAUUAAUAUUAGUCAUUCCUGAACAUUUUUCACAUUUUCCUUAACUUGUCCAAUAAUAUGUACUAAGAGAAGAACCAUAACAAUUCUCUAAUGAAGUGGCAGUCCUGGGAUCAAUAUCUAUACAAGUUUUAUCAUCAAUUUAACCACACAAUGUGAGAAUGUAUUCACUUUUAUAUAAAGAUCGACACAACCAAUUUACAGUUGCUCCACAUUUAGUUUCUUCUAUGCAAAUGUUAUUAGUAAAAUCAAAUUUGCAUUCAUAAUUUUAGCCACACUCUUGAAUAUCUACUAAAAUACUGCAAUCAUAUCUUGGGAUUAUAAUGCAUUUGCCAU